Rhopilema esculentum is the source of this 2896-nucleotide messenger RNA. The record is from RefSeq and is a predicted model, not a curated record. NCBI's taxonomy places the organism in Eukaryota, Metazoa, Cnidaria, Scyphozoa, Rhizostomeae, Rhizostomatidae.
AUGAAACAAAUGGAUGAAACAAAAGAUCGUCGGUCUUUUUUUGAACGCUUUAAGCACUUCUCUGAAAUAGCAACAAUCCAUGGCUUGUAUCGCGUUGGCCACUCCACGGGGUGGAUUCGCAGAGUUGGCUGGGGGCUGCUGUUUGUUUCCCUUCUUACCUUGGUAACCGUCUUAACAGCAAGUUCUUUAAUGCAGCAUUUCUCGUAUCCGAUUUUGACGGAGGUGAACAAAGAGACGACAAGCUCAAUGAAGUUCCCGAGUGUAACAAUAUGCCACGCAAACAACUAUCGACUUGGUGCUUUUCGGGUACUAUCGGAAGGAUUUGAUAGCGACCUCUCACAGUUAAUAACAUCAACGAUUGAAAAGAGUUUGAAAAAUCAAAGUAUAAAAGGGCUAGAAGAAUCUGACGUAACAUUUGCCCUCGACAGCGUUUACCUUAAUAGCACAGUCAUCAAAAUGGUAAGCUCGACAGUAGAUAGCAUGAAGUGGAAGUUUGAAAAAUGGUGCACUUUUUCAAUGAUAGAUGAAUGUAAAUUUCCUCAAGAUUUCACAGACUAUUAUUACCAUUCGACGGUUGGCUUCUGUAAGACAUUCAAUUUCCAUGGUAAUUAUACCCAGAUUGCACCGGGCCUCCCAUUUGGUUUAAGUAUAAAACUGUUUAUAGACCAAUGGGACAAAGUGCCUCUAUUACGUGACAGCGUGGCAGGCAUUUUGCUUAUGAUACAUCCACAAGAUGUUUAUCCAAACCCAUUUGCAGAGGCAGUGCAGGUACCCACGGGCUAUGAGACACAUAUUUCAAUGCGUAAAUUGCUAUUCCAUCGACAGAAAAAACCCUACAAGGCAAACUGCACCAAUGGAGAUGGGAUAUUUCUAAUUUACCCUGGACGAUAUACUGUCAUCAAUUGUCAGUACAGCUGCUUCGUAAAAAAUUUAAUGGAAAAAUGCGGCCUGGUAGAAAGCGCCUACCAGUUUCAUAGCCCAAAAGAAUUUGCAGAGAGCUUAAAAAGAUUUUCGGCAAGAAAUAUGAGUGCGACUGAAGUGAAAAAAUGUAUACUAGAAACGGUGCAGAGCCUUAAAGGUCCGAAAGAUGAGUGCAUUUGCCCUGCCGCUUGCUUUGAAGAGAGUUUCAAUACCAGAGUAUCAUAUUCUCAAUGGCCCAAUCCUAGCAAUAUCCAUUACUACCGUACCAUGCUUGCUAACUUGACCAACCGAGAAAAUGUGACGACAGAUGACGUCUAUAAAAGCGUCAUUUCUUUGAAGGUCUAUUUCGAUGAGCUUGGACAGCAAGUGAUACGCGAAACACCAGUAAGUAAGUGGACGGACUUAUUCAGCAAAGUUGGUGGCCACUUCGGAUUAUGGCUGGGUGCGUCAAUUUUUUCGCUUAUGGAAAUGAUCGGUUUCACAAUAAAGUCAAUAAUCUGCCUUUUUAAAAAGAAAGUUUAUCCCGAUCGCGAGAAUCCGAUAAAAAUGAAUGUGAAGAUGAGGGAAUGAGCAUAACAGAAUUCUAACAUUCGUAGUUUCAGUUUUCACAUGCUUACAACAAGAGAGAGUCAGUUAUUGAUUCUUGCUGCAUGAAAAUUAAUGAGAGAAAAUCAUGCCUUCGAACAAAAGUCCAGUAGUCUUAAACUUUCAUUGUUGUAGCAAGGAUAGAUAAUAAACUGUCAGGUGCAACUUUGCUGUCUUUAAACCUUAUCAAGUUUUUAUAAAUUUUACAACAAUUUUGCUUUCCAAAAAUUGUACCAUCUUAGAUAGCAAUCAUUUGCUAUCAAUGAAAAGUGAAGAAGAAAAACUCGGAAAACAUGCUUUCCACUUAGCAAAUUACCUUAAGCAAAAAUCGAUCGACAAGCGAAUAAACAUUCAUAUUUUUGAUUAGUGGAAAUUGCGGGUAUCUAUUUUAGAAUAAUAUUUCAUUUGUAUUCUGUUUACUUUUUAAUUAUUUAUUCUCAAGUGCAAGUAAAAUCCGUAAACCCGGUGGCUCUGUUUAUCUGAACAUUUGAUGUUAUAGCAAGUAUUGUGUUUCUUAUAAAAACAAAUACAAGCACUUUUAACAAUUUAUAAAAAGCAUGUUAAAUAAAAUUUAAAUUAGCAACGUAAAUUUAAAUUUCACGCUGGGAUGAAAAGUGUAUAGUAGCGUAGUUUUCUUAACAAGGUAACCAAGAGUUUACAAUAAUUGAAUAAAAAAGACUGGAAGUCAAGAGAUCUAAAGCUGACCAAGGGCUGUAAAUCUCAUCUAAACAAAACCGAAUUUCAACAUCGAUGUAAUUACAUACAAACUUGACAUACCUUCCAAAUAUUUGAUACACAUCAUUCAAGCGAUAAGCCUUCUUAAACCUACAAAAAACAGCUAUCAUAAUACUAGUUCUAUGUGAAUAUUAUAGUUAAUUUAUCAUUGGAACUUAUUGCAGCUUUGGAACAUUUCAAGUUACGAGACCAUAUUGUAGUAAUGAAUACCGUAUUUCCUCUAAUUAAGGCCCCCUCUGAUAAACGCCGCCCUCUACCGAACGCCGCACCUUCAGCCAACCAUUUGAAAAAAACGCCGCCCUCUAUUGAACGCCGCAUCUUGAAAAGCGGCGUUCAUUAGAAAACACACCAAACAAGAAGUAAGGAAUCGUUUAUACGCUUACUAUUUGAAAGCCAUGAAAGCAUUUAUCUCAUAGAGACAUCUGAUAAACGCCGCCCUCAAUUGAACGCCGCAUUCAAAAUUUGGAGUUUGUAAUAAACGCCGCAGCGUUCUUUAGAGGAAAUACAGUAACAAUUUUGAGAAACAACUCCUUCUUAGCGAAAAAAUUAUUGCAUUUGCAUUACUGUAUUGCAUUAUGGCAAAAAUAUCGUGGUUAUAUGUCGUUCACAAUAAUAUUACUUUUAAGUUAAAGAUGUAACAAUUUUUCGAUCAAUU